AAACGUUUAUUCGGUGCCUGCAAUGCUUGAAAUUAUUUUAUUUUACCAGUUUAAUAGCCUUCUCAGUUAAUGCAGAUAAAAUUUUAAAAUGUAGAAACGGAUAAAAAUUAUGGAAGAUUUAUAGUUCAAAGAAGGAAAAUCGUAAGUAAAGGUUUUUGAACAAUUCCCAAUCAAUAUGGCGCAUGUUGAUAUGAUAAAUUGACAGCUGUGUUUUGUCUUUGUGCGGACGUUGUAAUGUUUAUUUUACAUCUCCAGACUAAUAAAGUUAAACUUGAACAAUGACGAGACCGUUUGGUAACAGUGACAAACGUUUUUCGAUCGACGACGCCUUUGAGGAGGAGACAGAUGAAGCUAUAAAAGUGUAUGGAGCGACGGGUGACCGUUCGCCUUUACAGAACAAAUACAAGAAUGGGGGUGAUUUUAUAUCGAGUAAAACAUACAAAUGCACCGAAGACACGACGUCCCGUGACUCAGAUUCACUUAUACACGAGUAUGUGGAAGCAACACAAUCCAUGUACUGCUGGAACCAUCCCAAAGUCCGCGAAAACUGGAAGACGGUGUGCGCUGCUGUAGUGCUCCUUAUCGUUGGAGUAGGCCUCUUGGGAAUGGGCGCUUUUGCUGUCGCCGAACCAGAAAACGGAUUGCAGGGUGCAGUCUUUUUCGUCGCAGGUAUGAUUUGCUUUGUUCCCGGAGCAUACCACGUUGUUUACAUAUGGCUGGCAGCUAGAGGCCAACGAGGGUACGACUUCUACCACCUCCCUCUUUUCACCUGAUUUGUCUAGUGGUUUAACUAUUUAUUAAGCAAUGGAGAUGUAAAAUGAAGGAAAUAUAAAAAUUAAAAGAGGAGUAAGAAUAUCAAACCUGAACGUUGAUUGGUGCUGGCAUCCAAUAGUUUGCUCUCUAAUUAA
This is a messenger RNA of Ostrinia furnacalis (Asian corn borer), 908 nucleotides long. RefSeq names its product transmembrane protein 134. NCBI's taxonomy places the organism in Eukaryota, Metazoa, Arthropoda, Insecta, Lepidoptera, Crambidae. The coding region runs from base 279 to 773 and encodes 164 amino acids. The record is from RefSeq and is a predicted model, not a curated record. The transcript has 2 exons.